Coregonus sp. 'balchen' is the source of this 748-nucleotide messenger RNA. NCBI's taxonomy places the organism in Eukaryota, Metazoa, Chordata, Actinopteri, Salmoniformes, Salmonidae. The record is from the annotation of a GenBank genome assembly.
UGCGGCCGUCCAUCCAGCUGGGAUCAGGGCCUGUCUAGCACAGUGAGCUCCAGAACCAAGGAUACUUCAAACAAGGGGUCAUGUAAGUCUAUUUGCAGUGCAGCAAGGGAGCCACAUUGACCUUAUAGGCUUACAGAGAGAGAGAGCAAUCCCAUCAUUACACUCAGUUCAGUAUUCCCAUUCUGAUUUUAUUCCGAAGCACUGAGGGUAAUUCUUCUGUGGGUGUAGUUUGGCCAAAUGAGUAUAGUUAUCAAUUGUGAUUAGUGUGCACUCUCAUACACAUUUUAUUUUAGAGCAAAUGCUCUUAUAUCAACAUCUCAAAAAAACAAAAACAACAUUGUGCAUGCAAUACAGACAUUACACUGUAAUAAAAGCAAGAGAUUGAUCUUCUAGCCUACUUACCUCUCCGCCCCCUACAGCUAUAAGAAGGGCGGGGUGGCGUCAGGAAUGAGACACACAGAGACCAACAGUUAUGACAUCCAGAGACUGCUGCAUGUGAAAGGGAAGAAAAGGAUAAGCGCCAUGGAGGUAAGAAACACAUAUAAGGGAAGUCAUUCUGUGUAACACAACAGGAAGUGCCUCUGAAAAUGCCUGACAUUUUAAUUGUAAUACAUCUGUCACAAUUUCCCGCAUACUGUAGGUCGAGAUGAGCUGGGAAAGCUUCAAUCUUGGGGAUGUCUUUCUGUUGGAUUCUGGUAAGACCAUUAUUCAGUGGAAUGGACCAGAGAGCAACAGACAGGAGAGGCUC